Molecule: messenger RNA, 4284 nt
Organism: Fusarium odoratissimum NRRL 54006
Lineage: Eukaryota; Fungi; Ascomycota; Sordariomycetes; Hypocreales; Nectriaceae
Product: alanine transaminase
Exons: 3
Coding region: 2585-4027 (480 amino acids)
Biological process (GO): biosynthetic process
Molecular function (GO): L-alanine:2-oxoglutarate transaminase activity; pyridoxal phosphate binding
Source: RefSeq, a predicted model, not a curated record
UGAGAAGCUGUGUGUUUAAGGUGUUGUACCUUAUCUGACAUUAUUGUAUUAGCUGUCUUCCCACACAAGCUUAGGUACCGGUAGCUAUCGCGACAUGGCUAAAUGCUGCAUGGUAUCACUAUACAACCAAGACAUUUGGGGUAAGGAUCCAUUGGUUCUGAGAAGAUUACUGUACUUGAUCCGAGACCGGUGGUUUCGACUAUUUAAACCCUUGCACACAAUGUCACCAACCACGAUAUCGGGCAAAUUCUUUGAGAGACAACCUCAACAAGCGGUAUAAAAAGCCAGAACGUACUCAUCCCAAGCAUCUCAGAGGUGAAUGUUGCACAGAGAUUAUCUAGGUAGCGUGCGUUUGAUCACCCAAGCGUGACCAUCUCAAUCUUGGCUCUUACAACCCCAACAAGGUCAUUGCCCCUCUUUGACUUGAACACAUUGUUUCGCUCUGUUCUCUCUAUUUCUCGUCAACAAUCACAAUUGCGGCAUCGGAUCUGCGGUGACUCCCAGAUAUAUCUGCGCCCUAGAGCUCCCAGUCACGGUUUACCCGCCACGGGAAUAAGCGAGACCUAACAGCGGCGAGGUGAUAGCGUUUUGACGGGAUCUUAUAUGAUCUCCUAGCUCAAAAGUUCUUUCAACUACCAUCUCAGCAGCUAGCACCCUUGUUUCGUUCCGCAUCAAAGCUCCACGCCUCCACAGCUUCGGCCGGGACAAGAUACCACAGAAUAUUAUUUCCUGGCGUCAACAUCUAAUGCUAGCCCGUCGAAAUCCCGUAGCAUCGGUCCGCUUCGGCCAGACGCUGCGAUGUCAGCCGCCUUUAAAAUCUUCGAGGUUGGCUGCUAGCCCCGAGGUCAACGAGCCCGGUCAACGAUGUGCGAGCACCCUGCGGCCCGCUUCCUCAGGUACGUUUUUCUGAGAACUUCUAUGGAAGAUUUCUCUGGGUUUUCUUUAUCGUCUCGCCCAAUUGCGUGUUUUUGCUUUAUAUACAUCUGCGCCCCAGUCUGCAGGGCCGGUCCGGUCCCAGUGAAACGGGAGCGAGGUGCUCUUGGAAGAUGAUCUAGGAGACAAGGCAAAGAAAGGCAGCCGAGAGAUAUGGCGCAAGGCACUACGUUCGAUUGGAUCUCUUAUAACUGUCUUUCAUGGCUUUUGUUGCAGCUGCACUGUCAUUACCCCUGCACCUUGUUAUCCAUGUUCUGUUUCAACCUAUUACGUUUUAUCAUGCCCUUUUCAGCCGCCUCUUUUUCACUUCUGAUAUGAGAGCGAAUGCCGAAGAGCGGUAUUGUACCCGAGAUAGAGUCCGGCUGGUCUCGGGAGCUCGAGUGCCUAUUCUGCUGCCGUGUAGCUCUUUCUUGUUAUCAAUAUUCGGAGCCUUCCGAUGGCCUCGGACAAAGUGCCCGGAGACCGGGAGAGAGGAUAUCAUGAAUUCCAGUCAUGGUCAUGUGCAGCAACCAAAAUCGGCGCCAGUUGCGUCUGUAUGAGUCUGAGUCUCAGUCUGAGAGUCUGUGCCCUCCCGGGGUCCCGGCUCCGGACCUCGAAAAUCAACCCCAAUGUCCAAUUUGGAGCACCCUUGCUUGUCUCCAGGUCACCCACGCUCUCUCCACGCUCUCCCCCAAAGCGCCCCGGAUGUCGUCCGUUGAUCGGAUUGGGUUGAAGCCAUUCAAUUUGUCUACCUCGUCAUGGACAAUGCGCUCAGGUCAUGCAAUCACAAGCAAAAUGCGCUGAUUUUGGGGACCCCAUGAUUUGAUCUUACUUGAGGUGUUUGUCUACAACAGCACAAUCUGCAUCCACUCCGGGUCUCCAUCCGUCCCCAGACGUGGAUUGCGCUACGGCCCAAGGUUACGAUGGCGAUGGCGAUGUGUGUUGUGUGAGUGGGUGAGAGUGGGUUAGUUAGUGAAGGGUUUUUGGUCUUUUCUUUUCUUUGCUCUGCUUUUCAUUAGUAACAUCCAUCUGCUACCAUGUCCGCAUGCUUUUGUCUACAUGGGGAUUUCUAUUAGACAUUAGUUCUGAGCCGAGUCUUUUUCUUGUCUCGUCUCGUCUCGUCUUGUCUGCCUGGUCUAUUUGUAUCAGGCUCUACCCUCUCUUCCUGACUCAGUCGAGUUUCUUCUUUCUUCGAUCUUUACCUAGUUCACGAUACCCUCUUACACCGACAAUAGUGUUGUUCUGGUGUAAUACUCUCUCAUUGUAUGCUCCUCUCCUCCCCCUCCUCCUCCUUUCUCUUACCGGGUAUCUAUCUCAUCCUUGUCUGAUACCUACCUCACCUCACCUCACUUCUUCACCUUGCUCUCUCCCCUUGACGCAAAACUCAGGCCUACAAAAGCACUGACAAUUUGCUUGAUUUGGUUUAUAAAUAUUGGAUGAUUCAAUUGCUAACUCGUUCGACUUUUUUGGUAUCUACACAGACUAUAAGAUUAACCCCCGUGCUUGCGCUUGGAGUAAAUCUAUUACUGCCACAUCUACCCCGCGACCCUUACUCACCCCGCCAAAAAGUUCUGCUUCUACUACUACUACUCCCCACUACCAUCGUCACCUUUAUCCUUAUACCUCGAUUUCUUCUUCCUCUACCUCAUUCUUCUCUACUUAUCCUGCCAAAAUGAGAUUGACUUCAGAGAACAUCAACCAGCGAGUCGUCGCUGCCAAGUACGCCGUUCGUGGUGAACUUGCUGUCAAGUCCGAGGAAUACCGAGCCAAGAUCGCAAAGGGCGAUACCGGCGAUCUCCCCUUCAAACAGGUUAUUUCUGCAAACAUUGGCAACCCUCAGCAGCUCGACCAGAAGCCCAUCACCUUCUUCCGCCAGGUCGCCAGUCUUCUCGAGAACCCUCUACUACUUCAGAACGAGGAGGCCCUUACCAAGCACUUUGGCUACCAGACCGAUGUGAUCGAGCGCGCCAAGUUCCUCCUGAGCAAGAUCGGCUCCGUUGGUGCCUACAGUGCUAGCACUGGUGUUCCUGCUAUCCGCGAUAGCAUCGCCCAGUUUAUUGAGCGUCGCGAUGGCUUCCCUGCAGAUCCCGAUCACAUCUACCUGUCCGCCGGUGCCUCCUCUGGUGUCAACACCCUUCUCAACGUCAUCUGCGCCUCUCCUAAAACCGGCAUUCUCAUUCCAAUUCCUCAGUACCCUCUUUAUACUGCCACUCUCUCCCUCUUGGACGCCACCGCUGUUCCUUACCUCCUUGACGAGCAUAAGAACUGGGGUACCGACGUCGACACCAUCCGUGCCUCAUACGAAAAGGCCAAGGCUGACGGCAUUGACGUUCGAUGCAUUGUUAUUAUCAAUCCCGGUAACCCUACCGGUGCCUCUCUUCCCGAGGAGGACAUUCGUGCUGUCCUUGAGUUCGCCAACAAGGAGAACCUAGUUGUUAUGGCCGACGAGGUCUACCAGACAAAUGUCUUUGUCGGCAAGUUCCACAGUUUCAAGGCUGUCCUCCGCACCCUUGAGAAGGAGAACCCCGGCAAGUUUGACGGCCUCGAGCUCGCCUCUCUUCACAGUGUCUCCAAGGGCAUGGUUGGUGAGUGUGGUCACCGCGGAGGUUACUUUGAGCUUGUCAACUUCGAUGCUGAGGUUGAGGCCAACAUCUACAAGUUCAUUUCCAUCAUGCUCUGCGCCCCUGUUAUUGGUCAGUGCAUCGUGGAGUUGAUGGUCAACCCUCCCAAGCCGGGCGAGCCCUCACACGAGCUUUACAAGAAAGAGUACGAUGGCAUCUUCACCGGUCUUCAAGAGCGUGCUACCGCCCUUCACAAGGCUUUCUCUCAGAUGGAAGGGGUUGAGUGCGCCGAACCCCAAGGUUCCAUGUACCUCUUCCCCACCAUCAACCUGCCCGAGAAGGCCGCCGAGGCUGCCAAGGCAGAGGGUCGAAGCCCAGAUGAGUUCUACUGCAUGCGUCUCCUCGAGGCCACUGGUAUCUGUGUCGUUCCCGGCUCAGGCUUUGGUCAGAAAGAGGGUACCCUGCACUUCAGAACGACCUUCCUCGCGCCCGGCACCGAGUGGGUUGGCAGCAUCGUGAAGUUCCACAAGGAGUUCCUCGAGAAGUACCGAUAAAGCAUCAGUCGCAGUUGGGCAGUAUCAUCACCGUGAGUCGAACCCCCGCUACGCCUGUCGCAAAGCCGGACUUGGAGCGGGGCCCAGGGGUUCGGCACAGAGCGACGAUGUGGCGUGCGGAGGAGAAAGAGAUAAAAUCUAGGAUUAUUAAACAGGAAAUCAUUUUGCAUAGUUUAGCGCCUUAUUAGGUAUUGGAUAGACAGAAGUUCACCAAUCUAGCAUUUUUGUUGUAUGUCAAUAUGGCGUGUCCCACCUCG